Molecule: messenger RNA, 1309 nt
Organism: Acanthaster planci (crown-of-thorns starfish)
Lineage: Eukaryota; Metazoa; Echinodermata; Asteroidea; Valvatida; Acanthasteridae
Product: proton-coupled folate transporter-like
Biological process (GO): transmembrane transport
Cellular component (GO): plasma membrane
Molecular function (GO): transmembrane transporter activity
Source: RefSeq, a predicted model, not a curated record
AUGACCCAAAUUCAGGAGGCCAAAGCCACGCUUAAUCCUGUGACAAGACAAACAGAUCGAGAGCGGGCUCAGUCAAGAUGGAUUACUGUGGAACCCAUCAUCAUACUGACAAUGAUGGGCUACACCUGCAUUGCCCUCGUCAAGCCGCUCUUCGUGAAAGAUAUGCUCAGCCAGUCUUACAAUUACACCGAGCCGAGCAACACCAAUAAAUGCACGGUUGCCCACUCUGGCAAUGGCUCGCUGGAAGACCAGAUACAGUCGGAAUCUUCAAUGUGGCUACUGUAUCUCGGCGCCGCCUCAGGGGUCCCCGCCAUGCUGAGCUCGACCGUCUUCUGUACCGUCAGCGACAGACUCGGCAGAAAACUGGCUAUGGCUCUUCCGGCCAUUGGCUUCGCCAUCCAGGCAGCAGUGUACGGUGUCACAGUUCACUUCAAGCUCCCCCUUGCAACCCUCUUGGCGGGCGAGUUCGUCCAAGGCCUGGCGGGAGGGUUUGGCCUACUGUUCGCUGCCUGCAUCUCGUACCUGGCCGACGCCACCACGGAGAGGCAGCGAACCAUGCGAAUCGUUAUCGCCGAGAUGCUGACGUUUCUUGUUGGGGGAUUGAAUCAAGUGGCACAAGGUUAUCUCAUAAAAAUAAGUUACCUACCAUCUCUAGCCAUUGCGUUUGGGUGUAAUUCCGCCGCGUUUCUCUAUAUCAUACUCCCACCGUUUCUGAUAGAAACAGUUGACAACCGUGGAUUUGACCGCAAAGAGUUUUUUGAAGCUUGGAGGAGCAUGAAGAGGCUCCUGGAGUUCAAUGAAAAUGGCCGCCGCUGGCAGAUGCUCUUUUUAGAUUUCUUCAUCUUCUUCUGCGUCUGUCAAUUCCAAGGAAUGCUGGUUGGCACCAAAGUCUUCUCAUUUUGUCUCGGAGACUACUGGUUGAUGCAGAUCAGCUGUCUGAGUACCGUGAUUUCCUACCUUACCAUUGGAUUAGCCAGGUCCACACUGGUCAUCUUCCUCGGAACUGCUGUUGGUUUUCUUAGGGGAAUGUCCAUUCCCGUUGCACGGUCAGUUCUCUCUAAAAUCACGCAUCCAGAUGACAUAGGUGCAAUGUUUUCAAUAGUCGGGUGCCUGGAGAGUCUCACGUUUGCAUCCGGACUGUUGGCGAACAGCAUUUAUGCAGCCUCUGUGUCGUUUGUACCUCCAUUAACUUUCUUCGUGUAUUCGGGUGCCACCCUGAUCCCCGCUGGUAUUACUCUGCUGUUGCAGCUGUGUUGGCCCAGAAGGAAAGAAUACACGUCCCUAAACGUCAUCGUUAAUGCUGACUAAC